UACAAAGGGUUUUUACGGCGAUUGGCUUACCUUAGUCGGAGAUCUUCUCUUGGUUCUCGGUAAAGCACAACGCUCCCUGAUUGUUGCCAUUCCUUUCUUCCUGGACAGACAUCCAACAUGGGUAUAUCGAGAGAUCAUUGGCAUAAACGGCGUGCCACUGGUGGCAAGCGAGUCCAACCCCGUAAGAAGAGGAAGUUUGAGCUUGGUCGCCCCCCGGCAAUGACCAAGCUUGGUCCUCAGAGAAUCCAUACUGUAAGAACUCGCGGUGGUGGCAAAAAAUAUCGUGCUCUGAGAUUGGACACUGGUAAUUUUUCUUGGGCAUCUGAAGGUCAGGCACGAAGGACUCGUAUUAUUGAUGUAGUCUAUAAUGCCAGUAACAAUGAACUGGUCAGGACCAAGACUCUUGUGAAGAAUGCCAUCGUUGUUAUUGAUGCAACCCCUUUCAGGCAGUGGUAUGAAGCUCAUUAUGCCUUGCCUCUUGGACGGAGAAACAAGAGCCGCCUGUCUGCAGCUGAGGAGAAUGUGAUCAACAAAAAGAGAUCCAAGAAGACCCAGAAGAAAUACAUUGAACGUCAAAAAAAGGCAAAGGUGGAGCCCGCUCUUGAAGAGCAGUUCUUGACUGGACGUGUUCUAGCUUGUAUUGCCUCCCGGCCUGGUCAGUGUGGACGGUGUGACGGGUACAUAGUGGAGGGUAAAGAGCUUGAGUUCUAUCUCAAGAAAAUAAAAAGCAAAAAGAAUAAGUAAGAAUAAUAAAGCUCCAAUUGUG
Macrobrachium nipponense is the source of this 766-nucleotide messenger RNA. RefSeq names its product small ribosomal subunit protein eS8-like (gene RpS8). The coding region runs from base 118 to 744 and encodes 208 amino acids. The record is from RefSeq and is a predicted model, not a curated record. Gene Ontology annotation, cellular component: ribosome; cytosolic small ribosomal subunit. Lineage: Eukaryota; Metazoa; Arthropoda; Malacostraca; Decapoda; Palaemonidae. The transcript is spliced from 6 exons. Gene Ontology annotation, molecular function: structural constituent of ribosome. Gene Ontology annotation, biological process: maturation of SSU-rRNA from tricistronic rRNA transcript (SSU-rRNA, 5.8S rRNA, LSU-rRNA); translation.